This is a messenger RNA of Hypoxylon trugodes, 1417 nucleotides long. RefSeq names its product putative short-chain dehydrogenase. The coding region runs from base 238 to 1221 and encodes 327 amino acids. The transcript is spliced from 3 exons. NCBI's taxonomy places the organism in Eukaryota, Fungi, Ascomycota, Sordariomycetes, Xylariales, Hypoxylaceae. The record is from RefSeq and is a predicted model, not a curated record.
GGGCCGUCGAUGAACCAAUUAGAGAACUGGAAAUCCGAGUCAAGUUUGAUUCAGAGUAAGAAAUAGCAAUAUCAUGAGCUUGAUAAAAGCCGUCAUGAUUUCCUUGAAAUGUCUUGUAGAAUGCAUCUUUCAUUCUUCAAUUCAAUUUUCAAACAAUUCGUCAUUUCUUGAACUUUUGUUUUAAAAAAAAUUUUCUACAUCAGUGAUUUGUACAACAUACCUGAGUCGGUUACACAAAUGGGGGUCCAAUUUUCAAGCAUGUUAACCCAAUUUUUCCCUCCUAAAGCGACCUUUACCGAAAGGAGUUUAUCUGAUCUUCAUGGAAAAGUUUACAUCGUCACCGGUUCAAAUACAGGCGUAGGCAAGGAACUCGCUCGGAUCCUUUACUCUAAAAACGCGAAAGUGUACAUCGCUGCGCGUUCUCAAGACAAGGCCAAUAAAGCUAUUGAAGAAAUCAGCAAUGCAUUUCCAAGCUCCAAAGGAGGCCUCGCUUUCUUAAAAUUAGAUCUCAGCGACUUAACUAAAAUCAAGGGAUCCGUCGACGAGUUCCUUGCCAAGGAAAAGAAGCUUGAUGUAUUGUUCAACAAUGCCGGUGUUCAGAAUAAUCUACCAGAACCUAGCAAGACCCCUCAAGGAUUCGAAUAUCAUCUCGGCGUAAACACUCUCGGAACAUUUGCGUUUACCAAACUCCUCACUCCUAUUCUGGUCGCGACAGCCAAGACCGAGGGCACGUCCCGAGUAGUGUGGGUCUCAUCAGGCGGCACGGAGAUCGUCGGCGAGAAGUCAACGGCCGUGGAUAUGAGCAAUCUGGACUAUCAUAUCGAUAAACCGUAUCUCUACAAGUACGGUAUCAGCAAAGCUGGAAAUUGGCUGCACGGUGUUGAAUAUGCCAAGCGAUACAAGGCCGAGGGUGUCAUCAGCGUCCCUUUGAACCCCGGGAAUCUCUCCUCGGAUCUGUAUCGUGACCAAAACCGGAUCGCCAAGGUGGCCUUGUCGAUGAUUACUUAUCCUCCUAUUAAUGGCGCGUACACGCUCUUGUAUGCUGGUUUAUCGCCAGAUCUUACAAUUGAGAAAACUGGAAGUUGGGUGAUUCCGUUCGGUCGUACUCGGCCGAUCCGAAAGGACCUGACAGCAGCGGCCAAGACCGUGGAAGAGGGCGGUAACGGUACUGCAAAGAAGUUCUGGGAGUGGACUGAAGAGCAGAUUAAGCCGUAUGUGUAGAGAGGAGGACAUGCUGACUCUACUUGGAUUGAUAGACGCUAAAGAAACGGUCGGAGUUGUCGGCGGCUUCGAAUUCUGUAUUAUUAAGGAUUAAUCCGGUUCAUUUGUUAAUGCGCAACAAGGGAUGUAUGAUUUUAUUAUAUUAGACAUUAUAUAAUACCACAUUCUGCUCAAGGAAGACGAGCGACGGUCCCUU